This is a messenger RNA of Danaus plexippus (monarch butterfly), 2490 nucleotides long. RefSeq names its product heat shock 70 kDa protein cognate 5 (gene Hsc70-5). Gene Ontology annotation, biological process: cellular response to unfolded protein; protein refolding. NCBI's taxonomy places the organism in Eukaryota, Metazoa, Arthropoda, Insecta, Lepidoptera, Nymphalidae. Gene Ontology annotation, cellular component: mitochondrion; cytoplasm. The record is from RefSeq and is a predicted model, not a curated record. The transcript is spliced from 14 exons. Gene Ontology annotation, molecular function: ATP-dependent protein folding chaperone; misfolded protein binding; ATP binding. The coding region runs from base 164 to 2218 and encodes 684 amino acids.
AGGACGAACGGCGCGGCAUUUUCCGUGUGGCAAGAAUUUAGUGAGAUUGUGUGCGAAAAAUUAAAAAAAUAUAUUCUUUCAAAGAAUUGCGUCAUCCACAUGGUUUGAACUCGGAUUGAAUACUCGGGAAUAAUUUAUAAAAUAUAAAAAUACCGAUACAAUAAUGUUGACCGCGACGCGUGUGGUGAGCCGAAAGGCGUUAGAGUGCUCCGGGACCGAAUUCUACACACACAGAAAUUUCUCCACAUUCCUCAGAAGUACCGCAGCCCCCACAGUUCCAAUCUACCAACGUCAUGUGCAACACAGGCACAAAUCUGAGGGUGUCAGGGGCGCGGUCAUCGGCAUUGACUUGGGCACAACCAACUCAUGUGUGGCCGUCAUGGAAGGAAAGACCCCGAAGGUGGUAGAAAACACAGAGGGUUCAAGAACAACACCCUCACAUGUGGCGUUCAGUAAGGAGGGUGAGAGGCUGGUGGGAAUGCCGGCUAAGAGGCAGGCCGUCACUAACAGCGGCAACACCUUCUAUGCAACCAAGAGACUGAUUGGAAGAAGAUUUGACGAUCCAGAAGUACAGAAAGAUAUGAAGAAUCUUUCAUAUAAAGUUGUCAAAGCAUCCAACGGCGACGCCUGGGUCCAAGGCAGCGAUGGCAAAGUGUACUCUCCUAGUCAGAUCGGUGCCUUUGUACUGAUGAAGAUGAGAGAGACAGCGGAGGCCUAUCUCAAUACUAACGUGAAGAACGCCGUAGUCACAGUACCAGCAUACUUCAACGAUUCCCAAAGACAAGCCACCAAAGACGCCGGUCAAAUCGCCGGUCUCAAUGUACUCCGUGUGAUCAACGAGCCGACUGCAGCAGCCCUCGCCUACGGGAUGGACAAGACCGACGACAAAAUUAUCGCUGUAUACGAUCUGGGCGGCGGCACCUUCGAUAUAUCCGUGCUGGAGAUACAGAAAGGCGUGUUUGAGGUCAAGUCCACCAACGGUGACACACUCCUCGGUGGUGAGGACUUUGACAAUGUCAUUGUCAAUUUCCUUGUGGACGAAUUCAAACGUGAUCAAGGUCUGGACAUCCGCAAAGACGCGAUGGCCAUGCAGAGACUGAAGGAGGCUGCUGAGAAAGCAAAGAUUGAACUCUCGGGCUCAUUGCAGACGGACAUCAACCUGCCGUACCUCACUAUGGAUUCAUCGGGACCGAAACACAUGAAUCUCAAGAUGACACGUUCCAAGCUGGAGUCGUUAGUGGAGGGCCUCAUCAAGAGGACGGUGAGUCCUUGCCAGAAGGCCCUUCAGGAUGCGGAGGUCGCACGAGCUGAUGUUGGGGAGGUGCUGCUUGUGGGGGGGAUGACCAGGAUGCCCAAGGUUCAGCAGACGGUGCAGGAGAUCUUCGGUAGGGCUCCGUCGCGAGCUGUCAACCCUGACGAGGCUGUGGCCGUGGGCGCUGCGGUCCAGGGCGGAGUGCUGGCUGGUGACGUCACUGACAUUCUACUCCUCGACGUGACACCCCUGUCCCUCGGCAUAGAGACGCUCGGAGGAGUGUUCACAAAGCUCAUCACAAGGAACACAACCAUCCCGACCAAGAAGAGUCAGGUGUUCUCGACAGCCGCCGACGGGCAGACCCAGGUGGAGAUCAAAGUUCAUCAGGGUGAACGUGAGAUGGCCUCGGACAACAAGCUGUUGGGGCAGUUCUCGUUGGUUGGUAUACCACCAGCGCCGAGGGGUGUUCCGCAGAUUGAGGUGACGUUCGACAUUGAUGCCAACGGUAUCGUGCAUGUAUCAGCCAGGGACAAGGGUACCGGCAAGGAGCAGCAGAUCGUCAUCCAAUCGUCCGGUGGUCUGUCGAAGGAUGAGAUCGAGAACAUGGUGAAGGCGGCUGAGCAGUUCGCAGCGGCGGAUAAGACCAGGCGAGAACGGGUGGAGGCUUGCAACCAGGCGGAGGGAGUGCUCCACGACACGGAGACCAAGAUGGACGAAUACAAGGCACAGCUACCGCAAGACGAGUGCGACAAGCUUCGCGAGGAAAUGGCUAAGCUGAGAGAUCUGCUCGCUCAGAAGGACUCCGUUGAACCUGAACCAGUUAGACAAGCGACGGCGUCGUUACAGCAAGCCAGUCUCAAGCUGUUCGAGCAAGCCUACAAGAAGAUGGCGGCCGAGCGCGAAGGACAGUCCCAGACCCAGUCCCAGGCGGAGACGGACGAAAAGAAAGAGGAAAAGAAGAAUUGAGAGGAGAAUUGGGAGAAGAUUCAACCGGCUCCAGCGGGAGUCACGUCUAGCUUUAGUAGAUGUUAAAAUUCCUAGUACACGUUUGUUGGAUACAACGGAGGGCACUCUUAGUGUUACUAAAAUACAAAUUUUUUUUUUUUUUGUUAUGUCGUUUCUAAGGAGCUGUGAAUGCGUUCGAUACGGCCGAGUGCAUUUAUGAGUUAGUAUAUGUCUCGUAAUGGAAUAUUUCUGUUGUUAUUAUAUACAUUAUGAAUAAUAAAUUAACUUUUGUU